AUGUUAAGUGAAGCACGACAAUCAGCACGGUCUCCGUCGGAAUCAUCAGUUCAAACUGGAUCAGUACGCGCAGGAUCGACACGCACAGGAUCCGUACGUACAGGACCAACAACUGGUAUAAGCGGACGAUUAUCUCAUCGUUCAUCGAUCACUGAAGAAAGCGAACAGUCUAGCAAAGUUCCACCAGCACCUCCUCUUCCAGCAACUCUACGUUCGCCCGCAAAGUCACCUAUAAAAUCUCCUACACCAUCGUCAGAAUCAGGAACAGCAUCAGAAUCAGCAUCAGCUGCUAGUAGUUCUCCUAUUCAAUCAGUUGCCAGACCAACUAUUAGUAGUUCAAGUGGAACAAAAGCAACUAAUCAAUCAAAUUUUCAAAAGCCUGCUUUACGUCGUGUACCGUCACAAGAAAAAAAUAAUUACAGUAGACAAAUAAGUAAUCGAACAACACAAGCAUCUGAACCGAAACAAAUGGCAACUAGAGCUUUAAAUCGAGUUAGUGCACGUGAUUUGAUACAUGAUAAAUCACCAACAACAUAUACAUCACAACUACGAAGCGGAAAAACAAAUCAAAGUAUUUUCGAAAAAGUCGAUACGCAUGAUGGGCAUACUACAUAUUUGGGCGCUGGUAAAUAUUUCCAAUUAGAAAAUUGUAUACGCGAUUGCUUAUCAAAAAAUCGAUGUCAUAUAGCUAUGACACAUCAUACACCAAAACAUCGUUGUUCAUAUAAAGGCUUAACACGUGCUUCUGUACUCGAUGAUUAUAGUUAUGAAGGAAUAACAUCACCAAAAUAUCAAACAGCUCUUUCAAAUAAUUGUCAUCGUCAUCAUUUUGAUAAUGAUCAUUGCUCUAAACAUCAUAAAUAUAUCGAUUACGUUUCUUGUUCCGAUCAUGAUGAUACCGAUUAUCAUCAUUGUUCCGAUCAUCAUCAUCAUGAUCAUCAUAAUCAUAACCAUAAUCAUGAUCAUCAUAAUCAUAAUCAUCAUCAAUGCCAUCGUCAUCAUGGCAUUCAUCCAAAAUCUGCUGCUGAAUUAUCUCUUAGUGAAAUUCGUCAAGUUAAUGAUGCUCUUGCUCAAUAUGGUGUCCCCGUGCUUUCACAUCAUUCAAAUCCUCAUCAUCCAUAUCCUUAUCAUCCACAUCAGCAACCACAUUCUGUUGGCGAAGUUGUUUCGGCAUGUCGACUUCUUCUUGAAGACCCAAAAAUUGCAUCACUUGCAUCACAUACAAAUGAUAAUCAUUCUGUACAACAUGUUUGGGAUGCUAUACAACAUCAUUCUCCGACUACAAAUAAUCAUGGUUAUGCAUCACCAGCUGUACGUGGUGUUGCAUCACAUCUUUUCAAUCCUUCUCAUCAAACUCCAUACGACCCUGUUCAUGGUGUUGCAUCGCAUCUUUUCGGUCAACCUCAACAAAAUUCAUACAAUCCUGGUCAGGGUGCUGCAUCGAAUCUUUUCGGUCAACCUCAACAAAAUUCAUACAAUCCUGUCCAGGGUGCUGCAUCGAAUCUUUUCGGUCAACCUCAACAAAAUUCAAACAAUUCUGGUCAAAGUGUGUUAUCAAAAUUAUUUUCUGGUGGACAAACACAACAUUUUACAGCAUCACCAUUCAGCAGUUCAUUUAAUCAAUAUCCCGGCAACAAUCAUCAUGUACCCCGUUCAACAACUUCUGCAUCUCAUAUAAUAUCAGAUAAUCCAGCAGAACAUAUUAAAGAUACUAUUGUUAAGAACUAUAUAAUUAAUAAAACAAAAAAUUAUUAUAUAAAAAGAAAUUUAUUACAAAAACCUAUACCACAUAAUCAGAAAAUUCAAACAUUUUCUAAACCAAUAACUGCGACAAUUGAAAAACAAACAGAUGAUCCUCAUUGGAAGAAUGAGAAUCCAUUAUUAUUUCGCCGAAAUAUAAAAAAUGAACAACAAUCGAAAAUACAACAAGAUAAUCCUAUUUCAUCUAAUCUGAAUAAAAAAUUAGCAAUAAAACAUCAUUCGAAAUUAUCUAAUGAUAUGAUUAGUUUUACCACAAGUGAAAUGAGUGGACAUGAUUCUGAAACAAUUUAUGGAACUAUUCCUGUAUUUAUACCAAAACAACAAUUACCAUUACAAGAGGAUGAUGAAUAUAAAACAACAGGUAUAGAUGAAGUUGAAUUUAAAAUUGAAGAUCUUGUUCGUUUACAAAAGACACAUAAUGCAUACGGCGAUAUAUUACUACCAACAACUGUGGCACGUAAAUCUACUCGAUCAUUAUCUUCAACGAAUGUAUAA
Messenger RNA from Adineta steineri, 2256 nucleotides. The record is from the annotation of a GenBank genome assembly. NCBI's taxonomy places the organism in Eukaryota, Metazoa, Rotifera, Eurotatoria, Adinetida, Adinetidae.